Messenger RNA from Dufourea novaeangliae, 2675 nucleotides. RefSeq names its product gamma-tubulin complex component 2-like. Gene Ontology annotation, biological process: meiotic cell cycle; microtubule nucleation; spindle assembly. NCBI's taxonomy places the organism in Eukaryota, Metazoa, Arthropoda, Insecta, Hymenoptera, Halictidae. The coding region runs from base 107 to 2644 and encodes 845 amino acids. The record is from RefSeq and is a predicted model, not a curated record. Gene Ontology annotation, molecular function: microtubule minus-end binding; gamma-tubulin binding. Gene Ontology annotation, cellular component: gamma-tubulin small complex; equatorial microtubule organizing center; spindle pole. The transcript has 17 exons.
GACUCCGAACUUCAGAGUCAAAUCUAGUAAAAUCACUCAACGGUUGUGUCUCCUGAACGCAGCCAAUAAGUAAUGGUUGCUACUCAUUACAAAGUAAUACAAAGCAAUGAGUGAAUUUAAAUUGCAUCAUUUGGUCAUUGAAUUGAUUGGACUUUUGGGGUCGGCUUCUGCACCAGAGAAACAUGUAGAAAGAUUACAAAAGGAAGGUGUACCUACAAGUGCGAGUGCUUUAACUAUUGUUGCAUCACAACGCUGUAUUCGUAAUUUAGCAAAAAAUUCACCUAUCCCUGAACUGUUUCUUCAAAAGUAUGAAGAAUUAAAAGCAAAGAAGAUAGAUUUAUUAGGUUUAUUUGCCCAAGUCUUGGAACUCAUAUCUGAAGACAAAGAGUUGAAGAGUUACUUAGCUAAACAAGCAUCAGUGUUAGCUUCAAGUUCUACCAAAAAUACUGCCAUUACUACAAAAGAUUUACCACAGAUCUGUAAGAAUGUAAUCAAGGCUGCUGUAGAAGGGGAAAAGAAAUUAACUCAACAUGUAAAUGCAAUUGUGAAGAAAACAGAACCAUCUGUGAUAAAACAUUUUUGGACUCUUGAGAGGCCACGAAUAAGUUGGGACUUUUAUAAUGAACCAAAUGUAUCACCAUGCCAGAAAGUUGUGCCUGCUGUAUCUCAAGAAUCUAUUUUGCUUUGGGAUAUUCUGAAUUGUCUGAAGGGUAUAGAUGGAUCUUACAUUGUUUCUGAACCUUUAACAAGUCCAUAUGCAGUGAAAACAUUCAAAAUAUCUCCUGAUGUUUGUAUAUCUUACAAGCAAAUGGCACAACAAAUAUUACCUCUUGCCUCUCAUUAUUCUAUGACAACAAGGUUUGUAGAAGAAAAAGUCUUAUCAGAAGAUGGUCAAGUCAAUCAUGCUUUAAGAGGAGCUAUAAAAAGUUUACUGAAAGAUUAUUUAUUGUUCGUUGUGCAAUUGGAAAUGGAACACAUUCGCGGCAAAUUAAAUCUACAGAAAUUGUGGUUUUUUAUACAACCUACCAUAAUUGCAAUGUCUAUUCUCUUUCAAAUAACAUCCACAAUAUGUAAGGCAAAUGCAAAAGGUGGAAAGGUUCUUAGUCUUCUGCACGAGCAAGCACAUAAUAUUAGUGGUGAGCCAAAAUUCAAAGAAUUAUGUUUGUUUCUGAUACAAACGGCAAGCAUUCCCUAUAUGCAAAUAUUAGAAAAAUGGGUGUACAAAGGUGUGAUAUGCGAUCCAUACGAAGAGUUCUUUGUGGAGGAUAACGAAUUAAUUCAUAGAGAGGAAUUGCCUGUAGAUUAUUCUGCAGAUUACUGGGAGAAAAGGUACACUAUGAGAUCUGAGAGAAUUCCUACGUUUCUUAAUGAGCAAGCACAAACUAUUCUGAGAACUGGAAAAUAUUUCAAUGUAAUCAGACAAUGUGGUAAGACAGUUCAAUGGGGAAGACAAGAACCUUUAAUCUACCAGCAUCAAGGACAAAAAUACAUUACUGCCAUUGAUAGGGCAUAUUCUGAAGCUGCCAAAACUUUAUUAGAGGUUCUCAUACAUGAAAGUGAUUUAAUGGGACGGCUUCGUAGCGUCAAAAGUUAUUUCCUUCUUGCCCAAGGAGAUUUUGUGGUCCAAUUUAUGAAUCUCUGUGAAGCAGAAUUAAAUAAAAGCAUGUAUGAUAUUGUAAUUCAUCGUUUGGCAUCUCUUCUGGAAGUUGCGCUUCGUAUGUCGACUGCAGAUUCAGAUCCAUACAAAGAUGAUUUAAAACCUGAACUCUUACCAUACGAUCUUCAGUUCCAAAUGUUUCGAAUACUUUCUAUCCAGACCAGAGAAGAGGAAGAGUACUGCUUCAAAACUGAUAAAACAUUAACUGGUUUAGAAGCGUUUGUAUUUAACUAUGACGUUAAGUGGCCCGUUUCUUUAAUACUUAAUAGAAAAGCGAUUGCAUGUUAUCAGAUGUUGUUUAGACACUUGUUUUAUUGCAAAUAUAUCGAAAGACGCUUAUGCAGGGUAUGGGUCAGCAAUAAAAUUGCCAAAACUUUUACCCAUAAUGUUGCAAUGUCUUAUAGAAAAGCAUUUUCAUUGCGGCAACGCAUGCUUGAUUGCGUUCAGCACCUGGCGUACUACAUGAUGGUUGAAGUUAUAGAGCCGAAUUGGCUUACGUUUAUAAAUAAAAUGAGUAAAGUCAGUAACGUGGACGAUGUUUUAAGCGUGCAUCAGGAUUUACAGGAUAGUUAUCUAAAAGAAUGCAUGCUAACGGAUCCUGAUCUGCUCGCUUGCAUUACGGAUAUAUGCGCUGCCUGCAUCGAUUUUUGUGAUUUUAUGGAGCGUAUGAGCCCAUACUACAUUGACGCCGAAUUGACUUCCAUGAUUGGCGCCUAUCAGGAAGAUGUCUAUGAUUUUGAGGAAGAGAAUGGAGACACAUCCAAAGAAAAUGCAAGGAGCUUCGAAGAAACAAUUGUAUCGUUGGACGAUAAAUUUACACAAGUACUGAUACGUCUAUUAGACAGAAUCUGUGAUUUGGGUGGUGAUAAUAAUAAUGAGAAACUCCUAAAUGUUUUCUGUAGGUUAGAUUUUAAUUUGUUUUAUACCGACAUUUUAAUACGACGUGGAAAAGAAAAAGCAACUACUCAAGAGGAAGUCUCUGGUUAACCGUGAAGCAUUAGUAUGCGGUAGGAUCUAU